AUGGCGUCUCGAUUCGUCAAAAACUUCGUCAAUCGAAAUCCGCGAAACAAUGAGCUUAUGGGUAGACAAGCAGCAAACACAGGAUAUCAAUUUGAGAAGGACAGAGCUUCUCGGAGUUAUAUUUACAAGGUAGAAUUAGUGGAAGGGAAAUCGCAUCGAGAGGGUCGUCUAGUUCACUAUCAGGAUGGAGUUGUUGUCAGGGCUUCUACAAAAGAACCAUCCAUUGCUAAUCAACUGUACAGUAAAACGGACACCUCAGCUGCCUUGAACAUUGGUAGAGUUUUAGCUCUUCGUUGUCUUCAAUCGGGAAUCCACUUCGCAAUGCCUGGUGCCACGAAAGAAGCCAUUGAGAAGAGUCAACAUCAAACCUAUUUCUUCAAAGCUCUCCAGGAGGAAGGUCUCACCCUCAACGAACCAUCUCAUUUUGAACAUUCCUAUGAAACCGACAAAUCGUUCACUUGGAAGAGGUAUCCUCUGAAACCAACGCGUCAAGACAAGCUCGACGAAUUAUAA
Messenger RNA from Caenorhabditis briggsae, 513 nucleotides. It is a transcript of the gene Cbr-mrpl-18, whose product is annotated as Protein CBR-MRPL-18. Gene Ontology annotation, cellular component: mitochondrion; ribosome. Lineage: Eukaryota; Metazoa; Nematoda; Chromadorea; Rhabditida; Rhabditidae. The record is from RefSeq and is a predicted model, not a curated record. Gene Ontology annotation, biological process: translation. The coding region runs from base 1 to 513 and encodes 170 amino acids. Gene Ontology annotation, molecular function: 5S rRNA binding; structural constituent of ribosome. The transcript is spliced from 3 exons.